GCUAUGUUUACGUUGCACUUGUUAUUACGAUAAAAUAAGAAAAAGCGGCCAUCAACCCAGCUAUUUUGACAAUUAGAACGUCUGUAGUAGAUUCGUGUGCUGAUUCGGUAACUGAAUGUUGACAAUGUUUCCGGUAGCCGGUUAUGUCCCCAAACUGGAGAGUAAUACUAUGUGUGUGCAGUUUUUAACUUUAGAACAUAUUAAUAUUUAAAAAAAAAAAUUAAUUAAACAUUUAACUUACGAAAAGUUUCUGUCCAAUUUUAAUUCAUUACCGACAUAGAGAGUAGGCUACCUGUUUAAAAAGGCCCCUUAACUUAACUUAGUAACAAGUGUCAUGGCAACUAGUGUCAUGGGUGAACCAGUUUCGAGAACUAGUCACUUAAGAAGACUGGAACUAGGCUACUUGUAAUUGCCAGAUAUGUCAGAACGGGAUAAAAAAGCAGUGAAUGAUGUCACCACAAGUUCAGUUGAUGUUGGCCAGCUGAUUGACAUGAAGUGGAAGCUAGGGAUGGCCGUGUCAUCAGAUGAGUGUAAACACCUCAACUCUCCGUACAUCACACUCAUGAUGACGGUAACAGACUCAUCCGGCAAAGUUGGCAACCACUCACUUGAAAUGACCACAGCACAGUUUUUUAAUUUUUCUCGUCAGUUAAAGGACAUAGCUGCUCUGAUGGAGACUGUCUGAACAUGUUGCUAUUUGUGCUUUUGAGACGUUUCUAGGAACUUGUCAAACUACACAGUAGUAGACCAAUGACAGAAUCUCUGUGCAAUUGGGAUCAGACAGGUGUCUGGGUAAAAGCAAAAAAAAAAUUCAGCAUUAUUCCAUUUGACUUGCAAAGGCUUUGGAAUUGAAGCUUAUGAUACAUAUUGCAGCAGAUUCAGUUUCCAUCGGUUGGAAUGAGUUUUGCACAUGCUCUAAAGCUACUAAUUCUGUCCAUGUCCCAAACCUCCGAAAUGACAUUUGCAGUCAUUUAUCAUCUUCAGUAUGGUUGAGAGCAAUCAUACAAGCAUAUUUCAGUUUUCUGAAGUGUAAUGACACAAGGUCGACAACAUUAAUCCUGAAAGGUUGUAUUUUAAUACCUCAGUUUUUGGACAAACAAUCAUGUGACCCACUGCCAAGUUGGUAUAUAUAUAUCCUUAACUAUAGUUCCUCAGGGACCGUAGCAGGUUUGGACCUAGCCUAAAUAAGAGGAGGGGAGGGUCGGUCAAGAAGAAUCAAGUUAUAUUAAUAUAGAGUAUUCUUCAGCUAGAUAAAAAGUGGCACACACCCCCACCCCCACCCCCUAAUGGGGUGCAUAAAUGCUCCCAUCCGUGCUAGGUACUGUCCUGCUCAGGUCAACAUUGAACAAAAAAGUUUACUGUUUUAUUUUAUUAGUUUUUUCAUAAAUAAUUGUUUUUCUCCUUGCUUUGUUUUUUUUUAACCCUGAGUAACAUAGAAGAAAAUACCUUUAAUUGACAAUUGAUUAGUCAUGUUACAGAUUUUACAUGUGAAAUGAAAUUUGUGUAGGUCAGAUACAGUUUUUAUUAUUAAUUUUUCAAAAUAAUUUUUUACUAUUUAUAAUUAGGAAGACAUUGGCUGGUGGUCAUUUAGUACAGAUAACUGUUUUUUUGUCACCUGCUAACUAUUUAUUACAUCACUGAAAUUAUUUAUUUCCUGAAGACACUUAAUGAUCCAUUGAUCUGGGUUAAUCUGGGAAGUAACUUUGUAGUGGUGAAUUAAAGCUAAUGGUUACAUUGAUCUGACCGAGUUGGUUUAACUUUGUAGUGGUGAACUUAAACAAGGAGCUCAUGGCCGUAGAAAUAUCUUUUAAAAGAGGAGGUAUUUGUAGUUUAAAAAAAGUUUUAGGGGUCAUAUUUCUAGGGGGUCAUGGGGUUAUGCUUGAAAUGUAGACUCAAAAGACAAAUAGUUUUCAAAUUAACAAAAACUAUCUCUCUUUUUUUUCAGUAAUAUAAAUUAUAUCAAAAUGUUAAAACAACAGUUUUUUCACACAAUUUUUUAGCAGCAGAUUUUGAGGACCAUGGCAGCCACAAAUUGUAAAUAAAAUUGCAACAUAAAUUAUUUUAUUAUUAAAUUUUAUUUGGUAAAUAUGAGCAUUUUGUCCAGGAUUUAACUGCAAUGAUGAAAUGUAAUACAGCAAGGAUGUAAUUGUUUUUACUUAACACCUCUCCCCCCCCCCCCAAAAAAAAAACAGAAAAGAAAAAAAGAUUACAAUGCAUGGUUGCUACAAUAACCAAAAUAGUCACAAAAAAUAAUUUUGUUUGCUAUGUUUUAAAUUAUUAAAAUAAGCUAA
Molecule: messenger RNA, 2291 nt
Organism: Gigantopelta aegis
Lineage: Eukaryota; Metazoa; Mollusca; Gastropoda; Neomphalida; Peltospiridae
Product: COMM domain-containing protein 6-like
Exons: 5
Coding region: 419-685 (88 amino acids)
Molecular function (GO): NF-kappaB binding
Source: RefSeq, a predicted model, not a curated record